GUAAGGUAAUCUUUUGAUUUAGCUGAGAGAAGUUAAAGAAAGUUAAACCGACAGUAUGGAUGCUUUCUACAUGGUUUUAUUGUUUUGCAUUGGUGGUGUGCAAGGAAGCACGCUCUUAUUGUUACUAAAUGAAGAACGGAGUGUUGCUAUGACGUGUCACCAGACGAGCAGCCCUCUUUGGUAUGUCGAUUGUGACCUUGACUUUCAGUUCGAUUCUGAUGUGAAAUUCAAAAAAAACCAUGACAAGAUGAAAUGUGAUGUGAAAUGCCAAAACCAUGACAAGAUGAAAUGUGAUGUGAAAUGCCAAAACCAUGACAAGAUGAAAUGUGACGUCAACUCAAACACUAUUACACUUCAUAAAGCAGAGAACAGUGCAAUGUAUGCUUGUGAACCCAGUUCAAAGCACAAAUCAUCUUGUCUAAAGGCUAAAUCAUUGAAUUCUGCUUUUACUAAAUGUAACUGUCAGUCUUUGGAGUUUUUCAUCGUGGCAGUGACAGAUGAUGAUGAUGAUGAUGAUGAUGAGACUUCAGAAGGGAAGACCAUCAUUCUAAUAGAAGAUGCAGCAGCACAACCAUUAACCAAAGAGCCUGGAGACAAUGUUACUCUACCAUGCAAAUUCAACCUGACAAAAAGAGCUCCUUAUACAGUGUAUUGGAUCAAAUCUGAGAAUGGCAAUACAUGUCUCCAUUCUAAUCAUGCUACCUCUAAUUUAUUUGAAAACAACACCCACUGCUGUGUUGAGGGGACCGGUUUGGAAAGAAUGAUUUACAAGGAACCACCAAAUCCAUAUUAUAGUCCCUGUGUACACGACCUUAUUAUAACUAGCGUUAGAGCCUCUGAUCGGGGGCGUUAUGUCUGUAUAGUAAAUGUGUUUGACUCCGACAAGAUCACCUCGAGGGUUAUAACCAACAUCUCUAUUGACAUCUCUACCAGCAAAAGUUCAGUCAGCACCUCAAAACCACAAACUACCCCUCAAGCACAGGAUCCAUUGCUCCCUUUGUACAUUAUCGGGGCUGUUGUACUGGCAGUUCUUAUAGGUGCUAUUGCCCUUGUGAUGAGAAAAAAGAAAGCCAACACAAAGGGUUCUACAUCUUUAAGUAUGCAAAGAGACCAGCAAGUGGUUGAGUUACAAGACACUGAUUGUACACCAUACGCUGUUGUGGGCAGAAAUAAUGUUGAAGGCGCAGACACUUCAGAGCCUUACUCUGUGGUGAGACUGGCACCGGAGUCCUGCAGCCAGGAGAAGGGAGAUGGGAUGAAUCCAGAGCGGGCAGAGCCCUAUUCGGUGGUCAGGCUGAACACUGAGUAUGAAGGGACAGCUCUUUCGUUAUGCGAGGCUCCCAAACCCUGUAACCAGCAGGGCAAUCGAGAUGCACCAGCUGACCACGAAGCCCACAUAUACGACAAAAUUGAUGACAAUCAAAAGAUAUCUAAAUGACUAAUGAGGGCACAGAGAAUGCAUUGAUAAACAAAGCUAGCACUUAUAAAACAUUUACCAUGGUCGAAUUGUAGUAAAGCACAGUAAAAGCAUUGUGAAAGCAAGUAACUAAGCAAUAGCAUACUACAGCAUUGUAAAGUACAGUCAUUGUUUAGUAUAAUCGUGUGCAAAGCAUGUUUAAAAUGUACUGGGACUUUGCUAAAGAUGUUCUUUAUGUUCAGACUGUUUCAGUUUCUCUUAAUUUUUUUAAUCCAUUAGGUAAAUAUAUCUACAACGAUAUUAUGUGAUAAUAAGAUUUUUCUAUACACAUCUACGUUUUGCAGAUGUUUAUUGUAAAUAGAUUUUAGAGACAAUGAUUUAACCUGAACUAUGAAGAUAAUUAUGGAUAUUGCUAAAGAGUGAUUUAAAGAUUAAGAAAAACAUUAUAUGAUGAUAAAAUAGAUUGAGUUAAAACAGACAGAAACCUGUCAGUGCUUUAGCUAGCUUUGCACUAGUAGGAAACGUUUUAGUUGCAGAAUUAUACUGUAUAUUGGUAUUAAUAGUUUGCUUUGUAAGAGGAAUUUUAAUUUAUGCAUUGUUUUUAAGUGUAGUUUGUUUGAACAUACUUUAAUAAACUGUGUUUUAUGAAUGUG
Messenger RNA from Acipenser ruthenus (sterlet), 2070 nucleotides. RefSeq lists its product as uncharacterized. The record is from RefSeq and is a predicted model, not a curated record. The transcript has 7 exons. Lineage: Eukaryota; Metazoa; Chordata; Actinopteri; Acipenseriformes; Acipenseridae. The coding region runs from base 56 to 1438 and encodes 460 amino acids.